AUGAAGUAUUUAAAAAUAUUAAUUAUAGUUUAUUUGAGCAAAAAAAACAAAGGCUUAAAAAAUGGAAGGAGAGAAAAAUUAAUUUACUUUGUAUAUUUAGUUAAAUGUAAAAAUGUGAAAUAUAAUAUGAUUAGCAAUGA
Paramecium sonneborni is the source of this 140-nucleotide messenger RNA. The record is from the annotation of a GenBank genome assembly. NCBI's taxonomy places the organism in Eukaryota, Ciliophora, Oligohymenophorea, Peniculida, Parameciidae.